Messenger RNA from Bactrocera dorsalis (oriental fruit fly), 3349 nucleotides. RefSeq lists its product as uncharacterized. The transcript has 4 exons. Lineage: Eukaryota; Metazoa; Arthropoda; Insecta; Diptera; Tephritidae. Bases 1141 to 1929 code for a protein of 262 amino acids. The record is from RefSeq and is a predicted model, not a curated record.
AUCUUUAUUUCAAUAUAAUCAUUUUCAGAUGUUAAUUAUGUUUUUAUCUUUUAUUUUAUGUUUAAAUCUUUUAUUUUCAGACAUUGUAACUGUUUUCAUUUAACUAGUUUUCCUGUAUUAAUAAUCUUUAUUUUAAUAUAAUCAUUUUCAGAUGUAAAUUAUGUUUUUUUUUGUGAGGGGAAAAGUGGUUACAAUCUGAACAAGGCCUAUGCCGGACCACUUUUUCACUAGUUUUGAGGGUUUGAAAACCUAGUGUUUCACCACUUUUAGCUUUUGUACCUUAUUUGUUUAUGCCACAUGGUAUUAGGUUGUUUACAAGUGCAAACGUGCAUUUGUUAUCAAUUGCCCAUAUCUUAGGUCAAUAUGGUAUCAUCUGUAUACAUCUUAAACUAAGUAAAUAUGUUUUUUUUUGUAUAUUGGAUUCAUUGAGUGCAUGUGCACUGCAUAUAAAUUCGCAUUAUUUAAACCAUAUAAAAUAAGAAAUAACUGUUUUAAUUAAAAUUAAUUUUGUUUUAACGAGUUAAGUCCUCUUACAUCUAGACCCUACAACACACCCUAAUAUAAACCACUGUAAUCACCACAUGUGAGAAUAAAUGGGAGAACACCAUAGUCGACAAUACUACCCUCGUACGCAACCCAAUUCACCACACCUGUACACCAACCCAACAAACAAAAAGGAUGGGCAACAAUAUAGCGGACACAUUCGUCGUCACCACUCGGAUACAACAUCCAUCGCUACAACAUCCAUACUUGGAUUGUAUUAUGUUUCCGUCACUUCGUUUUAUCACCGUUGAUCUUUCGUACCACCGAUUUUAGAUCAGUGUAUCAGUACGUUUCUUUAGCACAUUUUAUUAGGGGUAUUCAAACCAGCCUUGUUAAUUCGUUAGUCGUUAGUUCGGUAGUUUUUACAUGUAUUUUGUUUUUGUAAAAUUAACAGACUAUCGUUUUACCGAGUAACGAACUAUCCAGCUGGCAAGCUUGAUAAUUGUUUCGUUACUCGGUAAUAUCACAUCAGCUGUUUGUUUGUUGUUCGUUGCUUUAUUCAUUUUCAACGGAAAAAUAAGUCUGGCGUCCGUUGCUUAUUUUUAAAGGGAAAAAUUAAUUUGGUGCACACUCGUGAGUUUGAAAAAAUUUUGCAAAAUGGAACCUCAAAAGGAGAUACGUAAGAGGGCAAAGCCUCAAAAAAAAUGGAGUGAGGAGGAAAACGAUUUAAUUCUAGAAUAUUUACUAGAAAAUGUGGAAAUUGAGAAACCAAACGCCCAGUUGUACUAUAAAAAAUUAGUUGAAAUAACAAAUAUUGAUGCGACUACGGACAUGUUGCGCUGCAAGGUCCGGUACUGGAAGCAGAUGUAUAACAAAGCUGAGGAGUGGCGCAAAUCGACUGGUGCUGGAAUAGACGUUGGCGAUGAUGUUUCCUCAAUAAAAGCAAAAAUUUCACAAAUGUGUCCGAAUUAUGAACGGUUUUCGGUUCUAUUUGGGAGUAAAUCCGAAGCCAAUUGUGUUGUAGAGACGUACAACCCUGAAGUGUCACAAUACUGCAGCGAUUUUGCAGACCUUGUAGAGGUAGUAGAAAUUCCAGCAUCAUCACAAUCAUCUGCGGAACCAUCGGGUUCACUUAACGACAAUGCAGAACAGACAACAGUAGGAGCAGAGGUAGCAACAGAUUUUCCUACAACUCCGUCGUUCCUCGAAAAAGUGAAAAAACGUGCUCCCAAAAAUAUUCUUAGUGAACUUAAAGAUAUACAAAAGAAAAGAGAACAGUUUUUUGAGCAACGAAUAGAAAUUGAAAAAGAAAAGUUAAAUUUGGAAAAGUUAAAGCUAGAAUUGGACAGAGAAAAGAUAAAUAAAGAUUUUGAAAUAAAAAAAUUGGAGUUAGAGCAAAAAGAAAGACUGGCGAUGAUUGAACUAAAGUGUAAAUAUAAUAUGUAACGAUUUUAUAUGUAUGUUUUGUAAAAUAAUUCUUAAGAAUGUACAAAUAUAUCUAAAUGUGAUAACUUGAAUUGAAUUAUGUAAAAAUGAAAAAUGAAUUUUUGAUGUGAUCAUAAUUUUUAAUUUAAUAAAACAGCAUUUGGAAACAUAAGAUGAUAUAACGAUUGUCUUUUUAAUUCAAAGCUACUUGAGGUCGUUUCUUCCACUUCUUCUUCAUAAAUGUCUUCAUUUGUACUCUCAUUGAAAUUCUUAUUUUCACUGUUAUCAAGUAGUAUAUUGUGAAGAAUGCAGCAUACUAGUAUCCAUUCGUUACAGUAUUUUUGACUACUUUUAUUUCGAAUUCGAAUCCUGAGCUCUUUUAAACUGCAAAAUCGCUCUUUUAAUAAGCCGAAACAGUGUUCAAUUCUUACACGGUAUUUGCUAUGCUGUUUGUUGAAUUUUUUUCUUUUAAGUAGUUCAAAUUGUUGAGAGUUGCUUCUGUAGGGCGUUAUAAUAAUGUUACUGAGGGGGUAAGCAGAGUCUCCAGCAAUCCACUCCUGUCCUGAAAAAAAUCUUGGCUGAUAUUUGUUUAGUGAACAGUUUUUAAAUAUUUUUGCAUCGUGAGUAGAGCCACUGUAGCCAACGACAACAUCGCGAAUUUUGAGCUUGUAGUCGCAAAUCAUUUGAGCUUUAAUUGCACAUAUAUGAUUUCCGGAAAAGAAGUAUUCAUGAUUUUUAUUGGUGAUUUGGCGAGUUUUAUUUCAGUGCCAUCCACGUAACCUACACAAAAUGGUAGUUCGUUGAACGUUUCUCAUACUAUUAAAGAGCGCUCAGUAUUAUCUGGCCAAUAUACUUAUACUCGUAUAUAUAAAUGGAGUUCUUUUAAAAAUGCCUUAAAUACUCUGCGUGCUUGCCACUACUUAAAAACUUCGUCACUUGAUAUGAGGGUCAAUAAAUGAGUAAAUUGAGUUCGGUCUACACGCAGCAUUUGACGGAACCGAUUGUCAUCCAUUGUGGUUAAAAUAUCAUCGUACCAGUGAAUUGACUUUCGAACAAUAUUUUCUAUACCUCUACGACAGUUUAGUGUAAUGAGCAAAUCCUCAUACACCUCGUCAAUGGUAUCCUCUACCAAAUCUUCAUCUUCACUAAAUAUGUCUUGAAAUAAUUUGAAAGUUAGUUCCAUGCUCCUCUAUACAUCAACUUAAAGUACUUACCAGUAAUAAAUUUGAUCUGCUCCAUAUAAUUUUCAAUUAAAUGAUUGACAAUUUUUGAUUUUGCACUUUGUUGAGGCAUUUUAACUCUUUAAUAAAAUUGAAUCAGCUGUUUCGGAAUAAAAUUUACCAUACUACCAAGGUAGAGCAAAAAGUAUGUUCACAGUUAAGCCUUUUAACGAAGUAACAACUAACGAAUUACCAAAUUAACAGGCUUCGGUCUGAAUACC